This is a messenger RNA of Solanum tuberosum (potato), 890 nucleotides long. RefSeq lists its product as uncharacterized. The record is from RefSeq and is a predicted model, not a curated record. Bases 211 to 651 code for a protein of 146 amino acids. Lineage: Eukaryota; Viridiplantae; Streptophyta; Magnoliopsida; Solanales; Solanaceae. The transcript has a single exon.
AGUUGCAACAGAUAUUAAAUACACUCAUCUCUCUCUCUCACUAAUUUCCAUUAUUUCUUUAUACUCACAUUCAAAGCUAAUUAAUUGCAUUUCAUCCUCCAAAUUCCAACCUAUAUUUCUCUCUCUAUCUUUGUAUCAUUCUCCUUUAAUGUAAAUUACCAUUUCUCAGCUCGAUCCGAUCCGAUCCCUUUUUCACAAACAGACAAAAAAAUGGAAGGGGCAUCAACCCGAGUAUACAGAGGAUUAAAGGGUUACUGGAGAAGAAGAGGUUAUCAGAAGUUGAAUCGGAACAACCGGGUCGACUUACCAACAGAAGGUUCGACCCGAAAACGAAAGUUCUGGAAGAUAAAGUUAACCCCCAAAUUGAAGCUGAAAAUCAAUUUUAAACGAUUCUCACUGAAGAAGCUUCUUAUUGGGCUGCGUGAUGCUUAUGUGAAUGCGAUGCUGAGGAUUGCGAAUACUCGGGGAUUCGGCGGCGAUUACGGCGGCGGAAUCGACGGAUUUGGGAUGCGGCGGGUUAAAGAGUACGAUGAGAAAGUGCUGGUGGAGAUCUAUAAGUCUAUGAUAAUUGCUCAGGGAAAAAUAGGUCCUCGUGAUGGUGCUGCUGCUACUGCCAAAAUUGGACCUGAGAUUAAUGUAAACGGUAAUUAAUUAAUUAAUCAUGAGAUUUAAUAGUAAUAAUUAACAUUCAGUAUUCAUCUUCUUCCUUUGAGGUUCUAUUACUUGAUUUUAAAAAAUGAUGGCGGAUCUUGCAGACCGGAAAAAAUGUGUUGUAAAUCGUAACGCUAUGUUGCUCCAAAUGAUUUUGUCAGCUCUUCGAUUAACUUGUACGCACCUCGAAUAAUUUUAGGAUGAAAUUUACAACCUGCCAUCAUAAACAUGUUUAUGUA